AGACAGAGAGCAAGGCUGGAAGAAUGAAGGCUGUGACGCACGAUUAUCUUCCCUCUGCCUACUCAUUGGCUGCUGGGUACGCCCGUCAGUGAGCUCAGGUUCAGGGCUAUGCCAUCAGGGCAGAUUAUGAAGCAGAUCUCGUCUCUGGUGCUGUCCUCCACUUGUCUCAAUGGCUGAACACAGGCUUGCCAUGCUUCUCUUGCUGUGGCUCUUUGUGUGCAUGCAGCCGGCGUGGCCCUUUGAUCAAGUGCCUGCAAUCCUGGACAGGAGCUUGGAGGUCCCAUCAUUUCAAGGUAUCAGAAUCAGACCAGAUGGAGUAGACAUUGAAAGUUCAAGUCCCUCACACGAGGAGAGUUUUUCGCCUGCAGCUGAAAACCCACUCCGAAAAAUGUUGCAGCCCUAUGGAUGGCAUUUGCACACUCAGCCCAGAACUAAAAGGAAGUUACUUCAGUCUACUAGCUCAGGGCCAUACUCUCCUCUGAGUGUAGCUUAUAAUGGCAAGAUAUGCAUCCUGUUCAAGGCCAAGAGGCUGGCUAUUCGCUACAGAAACAACACUUUUCUGGACUUAACAGAAAGAGUAUUUGGACCCAAUGCCUCUGUAGACACCAAAGGAUCUGUAUGCACCAAAGAAAAAGCUACCCUUUCUCUUCGCUUGGGAGAUGUGGAGGACAUUAAAGGACUUGUCAUUAGGCUCCAAAUGUCCAACACAUUUUAUGAGUCAGUAGGCCAGAACUGGUUCACUUUGGACAGUGUUCAUAUCCACUACAACUGGACCCAUGAGGCUACGUUCAAUGCAACUGAGGUCUAUGCUCCCGCUACCUAUUCAUACCACUGCCAGCACGUCAGCAGCCUACAGAAAUAUGACACCUUACUGGUGCCCAGCUCCUACACAGAUAGCUCAGCGAACUGGCACAUCACUUUUACAGACUUUCAAAUCCAAGCCUUCAAUGUGCAAUCCAAUAAAUUUGCCUCGGCCAGUGAUUGCGCUACCUUCUUUACGCCAGCCAUCCUGAUGGGACUCAUCACAUCUCUGAUUCUGCUGCUGGUGUUGGCCUACGCCCUGCACAUGGUAGUCCACCUCAAGCACAUUGACCGAUACGAAGAGCACAAGACCACUGUCUACUUCCCACGUAUGCCCGAGGCUGAACUCCCUGACAAGAACAGUGUUUAGGGGCAGGGUUGGCACCAUGGCACCAUCUAUGGACCAAGCGCAGCUCUGCAAAGGACCAGACAGGACCUCUUCUUAAUCUUGCCGCUUCUGAUUCUGGAUUGCUGCACUGUGCUCUCAGUCUUAGUCCUGCCUGGAAAUAAACUUGAUUGGCUGUUGGUCUUAAGUCUUGAGACAGGAGGUGAGAUAAUCAGCUGAAUUCUGUGUUUAAUCCCAGGCUGGAACCAGAACCUUGGCACAUCGUGCUUCUCCAGGACCAGGACUGGGAAGCCUAUGAAGAUGGAGUAUUAAACUGGACUUUCGCUGGACCAAAAAUGCGUAGACUUUAGAGCGACCUGAACAAGUACUGCAGAAAUCUACUGUAUGAAUAUUCAACAGAUUUGUGAGUGAAGAGGAAGAAAGAAAAAUGAAUGAAGAAGUGAAAAAGUGUGCCUGAGACCCAAUGGUCAAAAAACAGUGGAGGUUACUGAUGUGAAUAACAAAGAAAAAACAUUUCGUGACUGCCAAAGUUUGGCAAAAUUUGUCAGCCUUGACAAAUCACUGACAGUAAAAAUGUGAAUAUGAAAAAUAUAUAAGAAAGAAGAAAACAAACCCUAAAUGUACAGUGCUUACAAACUUUACUGUAGUUUUUUAAGUAAUCCAAACGCCACAUGUACAAUAGAUUCAGUUCAGUCUUCAAUCUCAAAGUAUGCAGUUAAUGAUGUAGUUGUAUAGAUCAUGGCUACUGAUUUUAGUAUUUAACAGCCUACAAGUACAAAACCUAUAUCAAACAUGCAUCAAAAACAUGUUUUAUUUUCCAAAUUCAUAAGUAUGUAAAAAUUUCAAUGCAACAAAUUUUUAUAUGAACAUAUGUAUUAGGCCUAUUUAAACUCUUUCCUGGUUACUAGGUGGAAUGUAUUAGGUCUAAUAUACGUACACUAAUUUACAGCAAACGCUGUGUAACCAUAGGGAAGUCCUGUUAAAAGAAUGAAAGAAUGCUGUAUGAUAACUCAUGUAGGUGUAUACCCUCAGUAUCAUAUUCAGUAAGCCUUUAUAUAGCUACAAGUAACAUCAGUAACUCAUUAUUGCAAUAACCCACAGCAUGACAACAGCUAAUGAUAAAACCUUUCAGGGCGGCUCUGACACUCAUGUGCAACUCGUUCUUUUUGUCCAAAUGGAAGCUUACAUACACAUUUCCAGUCAAUGUAGUUUGAAAAAUAAAAAAAAGUGAUCAGAUGAAAA
Pangasianodon hypophthalmus (striped catfish) is the source of this 2389-nucleotide messenger RNA. It is a transcript of the gene atp6ap1lb, whose product is annotated as ATPase H+ transporting accessory protein 1 like b. Gene Ontology annotation, cellular component: proton-transporting V-type ATPase complex. The record is from RefSeq and is a predicted model, not a curated record. The transcript is spliced from 7 exons. NCBI's taxonomy places the organism in Eukaryota, Metazoa, Chordata, Actinopteri, Siluriformes, Pangasiidae. The coding region runs from base 170 to 1171 and encodes 333 amino acids.